Saccostrea cuccullata (small rock oyster) is the source of this 744-nucleotide messenger RNA. RefSeq names its product ficolin-2-like. The transcript has 5 exons. Bases 1 to 744 code for a protein of 247 amino acids. The record is from RefSeq and is a predicted model, not a curated record. NCBI's taxonomy places the organism in Eukaryota, Metazoa, Mollusca, Bivalvia, Ostreida, Ostreidae.
AUGGGCGCUCUUUGUGCAAUUAUUUUAGUUUUGGUCUUUUUUGACGUGUGCCAGUCUACUAUUAUUUCGAGGAAAUACAAAGCCAAACUGGAACUCAAUGAUAAGAAGUCAAAUGAAGAACCUUUAGGAGAACACAACUCAACAUCAGUAAUAGAGUGUGCAGCGCGUUGUCAAAGCGAGUGUAGUAUCUUUGGUUUCCACUCUCAAAUGAAAAAAUGUCGAACCCACAAGAGGAACCUCAUGUCUGAAGUAUCAGAUGAGGAUGGCUGGAGAUAUUACUCACGUGACUUCACUCCAAUAGACUGUAAGGAUCUUCAAUCAGAUGGAUACUUUAAUUCAGGGGUGUAUGAAAUCUACCCCUAUGGUACCAUUACCAGUCCUGUCCCGGCGUACUGCGAUAUGACUACAAUGGGCGGGGGAUGGACGGCAAUCCAAAAACGAAUUAAUGGAACCCUGGACUUUGACAGAACCUGGACGGAAUAUAAAAAUGGUUUUGGCGCCCCAGAACAGGAUGUCUGGGUUGGAAAUGACGUAAUCCAUCAAUUAACCAAAGAAGGUACCUCAUCCCUGUACGUGACAAUAACUCUACAAAAUGGUACAACGCUGUAUGAAACGUACGACAGAUUCUCUGUCUCCGACGAAGCAGGAAAAUAUCAACUCUUUCUUGCAGGACCUGCCACGGGAACCUUGGAUAAGAGGUCCAGCGUGAACUUUUCUAAUAAGCUGACGAAUGACAUACUUUGA